AUGGCCACAAAUACCGAUAUAACGCACCUCAUCCGCGAAUUCAACGAAGAAUGUGAACGCGACAUCGCGUUGAAAGGCACCGCCCAAGAGCAAAAGAUUGUCGCCAAAUAUUGUCAUCCCACCGCCGCUGACCGCCUACGAAGAGCGGAAGACGGGUUGCGCUGUCUGCAAGACAGUCGUCAGCGAGUUCCUGCCAACGCGCGUGACAAAGAAAACGCCACUACUGUACCACUUCCACGGGACCCUGUCUUCGAGGCCGCUGUCGGCGAGUUCAACACUGCUGAAGUCUUGGAACGACAGGCGCGACUGGCCGUACAAAAGGCCAUUGAGACCCAAAGUGAGGCUGCAGAUCGGGUGGUAAUCUGCCGAGGUGUCGUCCAGCAACAUGUCGCUCGCAAGAAGCAAGAACGCGAGACGUAUGCAGCUCAGAAGAAGGACGCGUUGGCACUGCGCGAGCGGGUUCAACGCCUGGCGGGAAAGGCUCGGACGGAAUUUGUUCAAAGUAUCGAGGGCUUGGACGACGAGAGCAUUGUGGAGGCAUUGGUUGGCGAGUCCAGCAGUGAUGACGAUGAUGAUGACCGGGACCGGGACCGGGACCAGGACCACGACCGCGACCGGGACCACGACCACGACGACAACCACAAUGACCAUGACGAAGUCAGUACCAAACAAGAAGAUCAUAACAUCACUGGUAGUAGUCGUCACCAAGGUCGUUCCGUCAAUGAACCAAAAGAAGAUCACGUUAUCAAAAAGAUUGCCAAAGCAGUGGACAACAAGAAGCCUUCUGCUCAUGCGGCGCUCGAGCCAACGGAAAGCAGCAGGCCGUCGUCAGCGCUUUCCACGGUCAUCGCUGGAAAAAACGCUCAUCACGAGCUUUCCGCCACCGCCAGUGUCGAAGAGAACGAAAACACCCAAGAAGGGGACGAACCUGAGACUCCUGGUCUUGGAAUGUCUCCAGUCACGCCAAAGACCAACGACUCGCAACAAUUUCCAACAACGCCAGCCACGAGCGUCAGUGAGGACGACACUACUGGCAAGGAUGCGAGCUACUUUCCUGGUGGAGAGCCCAAAGGCAUUGAUCCGACAUCUCUUUUUGUCGGCGGCCUCGAGAUGUAUGGACCUGACGCUUGGGAUGAACAUCGUGUGACUGCAUUGUUCGAAAAAUAUGGUGGGUUGCAGAGCGUGAGGGUCGUCAAGCCAACGAACGCGAAAGCUGCAUUUGCGUUUGUCAAGUUCAACAACACGGAGUCUCCUGCUCGUGCUGUGAUGAACGAGCACAACUCAGUUCAUCAUGGUCGAACCAUCCGAGUCCAACUCCGAGACUGCAACCCUCCCCGAGGAAGUUUUCGAUUCCAUGGUCGUGGAACUGCUCGUGGGCGACACCCGCAUAUGAAUUAUGGCCAGCGUCGCUUCCAGGAGAAUCCUGAGGGAGAUAUUAUGGCUUCUAACCAAGUCGGGCAUCGGCAGUCAACUGCCGAGUUUGAGCAGUCCAAGUUUGAAGCCCAAUCUCGUUCUGCACCAGUCUCACGCCAUACUUCGCCUGAGCCGGAGACCAAACCAGAGCAAGCUACGGGUGAAUGGUACGAUCAGCCGACCUCGGCAACCAUGACACCGCCGCCUCAUGCCGGAAUUCCGCUCGGCUCGGGGUCACCAUACCCCAUGCCUGGUGGGGGCUAUUACCAGGCACCUUGGCCGCAUGCCUUCCCUCAACAAGUUCCAUAUGUGUCCUACUAUCCAGGCUACCCUGCCGGAUAUCCAAUGCCGACACAUCAAGGCCAUCAUUCCCAACAGUUUGCCAGCCCUGUUGGAUCUGAUGCGAGCGGCCCGGCUUCUGCUGCGCCUCGUCCAUGGCCGAUGUACGGGUACUAUAAUCUUCCUUAUCCAUAUGCGACGGCGCAAACUUCUGGCGAGAAGUCUCCCAGCCAGUCGCAGGCUCCGUUGCAGCCUACUGGUUUCAUUCAAAAUGGAGCUGGAACCCUCAUUCCUCUCUAUCAACCGGAAGCUCUGGACCACUACAUGACGUCGAACCACAUAAAUCAGCCUGUGUCAGCUCAGACUCAGCAACCAGUCCCACAACAGCAAGGCCCUCCCGCUGUCCCCGUUGCUCAUGGCACUCCUCAAUUCGCUCAAUAUGCCCCUCCGGGUUAUGCAUAUCCCAACGCGAUGCCACCCAUGAUGGGAAUGCAGCCCCGUCCAUUCCCAGCGAUGACCGAAGCUGCCUGGGUCGCGCAGUCGCAAGUCAUGUUGAGCCAAGGAAAUUCGCCCAACAUCCCUUCGCUGCCGUUCCGUGGCCAACAAUUCCCAGAAGUGAACGCUGGCAAUAAUGGACCAAACAACAAUCGCCGUCAAGGACCUGGUGGUCGACGGGACCAGGGCGGUCACAACAACCGUGGCGGACAGCCCAAGGGCAUGCCGGGCCGCCAACACCAGAAUCGGGCUGGAGGGAGUUUGCAGUUCCAUCCCAAUGGCGAGCUUCCUCAGCAUCUUCCUCGCGCUCCGCAGUUCCCGACGCUUGCCACCGACCACGGACACGGCCAAUGGAUCUCAACCACCGCGCAUCAGUAA
Molecule: messenger RNA, 2565 nt
Organism: Mycena indigotica
Lineage: Eukaryota; Fungi; Basidiomycota; Agaricomycetes; Agaricales; Mycenaceae
Product: RNA binding protein
Exons: 9
Coding region: 1-2565 (854 amino acids)
Molecular function (GO): RNA binding
Source: RefSeq, a predicted model, not a curated record